This is a messenger RNA of Nymphalis io (European peacock), 4111 nucleotides long. It is a transcript of the gene Ppt2, whose product is annotated as lysosomal thioesterase PPT2 homolog. The record is from RefSeq and is a predicted model, not a curated record. Gene Ontology annotation, molecular function: thiolester hydrolase activity; palmitoyl hydrolase activity. The coding region runs from base 212 to 1075 and encodes 287 amino acids. Lineage: Eukaryota; Metazoa; Arthropoda; Insecta; Lepidoptera; Nymphalidae. The transcript has 6 exons. Gene Ontology annotation, cellular component: lysosome.
UUUAGUAUUAGGUUCUGUGCCCCGUGAAAUUUGAUAAAAAAAUUAUUGCGUUUUUAUUUACACUAUUUCUAUCUUCAAACCCAAUUGUAUGCGUCUUAUGUGUUUAUUAAAUAUGUUAAUACUAUUAUCAAAUUAAAUAAAAGUAUGUACGUAUAGUCUUUAGACAAAGUUUGUAUAACAUUUCUUUGUUCUCGUUACGGAAGCUGCUACAAUGUCUCCAAUGGCAAACAUUGCAAUUUUCGUGCUAACUUUACUAUUUCAUCAGAGCUAUACAUAUAAACCUGUGGUUUUAAUUCACGGUAUCAUGACUGGAAGUGGUAGUAUGGAAAUGAUAAAACGUAGAAUAGAAGAGAAACAUCCUGGCACAAUAGUUUAUAAUGUUAAUAGGUUUGAGAGCUGGUCCAGCCUGGAAACUAUGUGGCAUCAAGUUUUGGAGAUAGGAUUGGAUGUUGCAAAUAUCUCGAGUAAACACCCGGAGGGAAUUAAUCUUAUUGGUUAUUCCCAAGGUGGUCUAUUAGCACGGGGCAUAGUAGAAACAUUCUCAAAUGUAUCUGUUAGCACAUUUAUAUCUUUGAGUUCACCGCAAGCUGGACAAUAUGGAGCUGGAUUCCUCCACGUCGUUUUCCCUGGACUAGUCAAAGAAUCAGCUUAUGAGCUAUUCUAUUCUAGGGUUGGACAGCACACGUCAGUCGGCAACUACUGGAGAGACCCAUACCAUCAGACGUUAUAUGAGUCAUACAGUGUAUACCUGCCUUAUAUUAAUAAUCAUAUUAUAUCCGCGAAGUCCGAUGAUUUCAAAAAUAAUUUGCUCCGAUUAAAGAGGCUUGUACUCAUUGGUGGACCGGACGACCAAGUGAUCACGCCCUGGCAGAGCAGUCAAUUCGGCUACUACGAUACCAACGAAACGGUUGUGGAGAUGCGAGGUCAGGAUAUAUACUUAUCAGACAGGAUCGGUCUCAUGACUCUGGACAAGAGCAAGCGGUUGCACAUUGUGACCGUCCCCGGAGUGAACCACUUCAGUUGGCAUAUGAAUGUGAGCAUUGUUGACGAUUAUCUUCUACCGUAUCUAGAUUAAAGGUAUUCAAAGUUAUUCAGAGGUUAAUUAUAUUGAAAGUCCUUGUAAUAUUAUCACGUAUGGUUUUUUUUUAAUUGUACAAAGUGUAUGCAUUUUUAAGUAGUAGGGUUGUCAAUUCUCUUUGGAAUUUUGGAGGGUAAAAAUGACGUGAAUUUUUUUUUGCGGUAAUAAUUUCUAGAAGAUAAAAUAUUAUUUUGUAUAAUUGUUUUAUUUCGAAAAUUUCGUAAACUCGCUAACUCUCAAGUGUCAAUUCGGCAUUCAUUACUAAUCUACCAAAAUCAUAUGUUUUUUAUUUAAUAACACUCUUACAAGCACUUUUUAAUCACGUUACACAAUUAAAUUAAAUGUAAAGCAAAGACAUAUGUAUAACAUUGUAGAAUAAUUUUAUUGGUAUCUUGGUACCUUCAAGAAAUUGCUACAAAAUGUGAUUUUUAAAUGUUUCUAAGAAAUGUGACAACCCUACUAUGCUUUCCAAUAACUAGCCUUUUCCGACAAUAGGAGGAGUAAACACACAUAAACAAUUUUGACAUAAAUUGACGUGAAAUCAUUGGUCGAUAUCUUGAAUAUUAUCUAUAUAUAUUCAUUAUGGUUUCGCGAAAAAAAAUGGCGUUUCGUUGUUGACUUUGGAAGUAAAAUUUAAGUGUUUAUAGAGAUUUAAUUGGAAUAGAAUUUCUUUGUAAAUACAUAUGUAUGAUAUAGAAUUCGUACGAGCCAUUACCAUGAAAUAUGUAAAUCUAAUUUGUUUAUCUUUAUUCCUUCUUCGAUUGGAAUAUAUUAAUUUAAGUGAGUAAUUAAAGUGUGCAAUUGGCUUUAUAUUUCGUCUUUAUUCGGAUGUGCCAAAACAAUUCCUAUUAGUUAUGUAUCGUUCAAUGUAUUAGUUUUUAUUACAAUACUCAUAUAAUCUUAAAUUAUCGUGAUAAAAAUGUUCAUAAGCGCUCAGUAUGUACCGUGUUAGUAAUCGUUUUGUAAUAACUAAUAAUAUAAUUCAUGUAUUUGGGUAUUUGCUUAAUUUUAAUGGACAAUUAUUUAAAAAAUUAAAUAAAGUACUACUAGUGCCAUCUGCCGACAAAACGUGCCAAGAGUGUUUGUGACGUCAUAAUGUUAAUGUGAAAUCGCAGAAUGCGAGUUUAUUAUUGUGAUACUAAAAUAAGUUUCAAUAAUUACUUUUUAAUCGAUUAUCUUUACAUUUGUUUUAAAAAAUAUUGUGAUUGUCUUGUCGUAUUUAUUACUGAUUAUUUUUAUUAAAAUAAAACAGUUAAGAAAUACCCAAUUACAUUUACAGUAAGCAAUAGUUUUUAUUCAUAAAUCAUUUUAUUAUGUACAAAAUACUAAUAUUAUAAGAAUUAUAUUCUUUUAAUAUCGAAAUCGGAAUCGGAAUCUCAUCUUAGUAAAGAGGCUCUCUUACUUAAUUAUACGGCCUCAGUUAUAAGUUGUACAACGGGUGAUUAGUUAAACAAUGCUGUCUCCUUUUUUCGAAUGUCAAAUCGAUGAUGAUAGAAAGAGCGAAAUAUGUGUUUAACUGUACAGCUGUUGCUUACCUUUAUAAAUAGGGUUGGUAUUUUUUAUAAUUUUGGCUAACGUUUUUUAAUAUAUUUAUAAUGAUAUUUUUAGUUGUUAUUUAAAUAAUAAUAAUGUGAUAGGUAAAGAGAAAUGUGUAGUGAAAAGCUGUUUAUUAUUUUCGUGUUAUUUGACCAAAGGCAUUACAUUUUUUUUUUUGUAAUUUGGGCAAAAACGGGUACAGUCGGAAUUUGUAGUAUGUUUAGGGUAUUUUUUUUUAAUUAUAAUAUAUUGUUUUUUUUUGUUAAUAUAAGCGAAUCAAACGGCGGCUGGCAAUGCACUAGCUUAUUUAAUAUACAGAUUAAAAAUACCAUAAAUAUAAUGUCACCCUAUACACAUACAACAAAAUUAAAAUUAACUUGUAUCGUAAUUUUAUUAUGAAAGAUUAUCAUAUCAAUCAUGAUUAAUACUGAUAUUAUAAAUGCGAAAUUGUGUUUCUUUGUUUGUUACGCGUUAAUGUACUAACUAUUCGUGUACUACAGUAACAGCCUGUUAAUGUCCCACUGCUGGGCUAAGGCCUCUUCUCCCUUUUGAGGAGAAGGUUUGGAGCUUAUUCCACCACGCUGCUCCAAUGCGGGUUGGUAGAAUACACAUGUGGCAUAAUUUCAAUGAAAUUAGACACAUGCAGGUUUCCUCACGAUGUUUCCCUCCACCGUCAAGCACGAAAUGAAUUACAAACACAAAUUAAGCACAUGAAAAUUCAGUGGUGCUUGCCCGGGUUUGAACACACGAUCAUCGGUUAAGAUUCACGCGUUCUAACCGCUACAGAUGGCCAUCUCGGCUUUUAUUCGUGAACUAACGAUCGUGAAAUUUUGCACAGACGUUGCCACGUAUACAGAAAAUGAUAUAGGGUACAUUAGACCCCGAACAAAUGAUAUAUGGUAUAUGAACCCUAGACCCGGAAUGAAACAUAGUAGCUUGCUUUUUAUAACAAUGAUAGAAGCUAGAUUAUUUACUUCUUUACUAAUUACAUGCUCUUUUAUUAUGUAUCGAAUAUGUAUUAAUCUAUUGACUAAUUUUCAUCUUGAACUUUUUUGGGAUGAAGGAUACACUUUAUCAUAGAUUUUAUAAGGGGUUAGGAUAUCCCUAUCCUGCUCGUGGUUUGAUAUAUAUUUAUACUUUAUUAAAGUUAUCUUAUACAAGCUUUGACUUAACAUAUUACAAGGUAAAAUAAUAAAGCUGUCAACGAAACGAAACGAGAAGAAUCGAAAUCAAAAUAAAAAUUCCUUUUCAUUGUUCCAAAAUUCAUCAUCCGUUUUAGUUGAGCUCGGGGGUCGUAUUUAAUAAUAUAUUAUUAAUGAAUUGACGCAUUUUAUGAAAGCCAUAUUUUAUUGUAAGCGAUAAAAACACUUUUUUUGUAUAAAAUGUGAAAUAAAACACAAUUAUAUGUAAUGUAUAACAAUAUAUAUACAUAUAUAUGAAUCGUAGAUUGCAAUUUUACAGCAUGUAUAAUUUAGGUAAUUUAUAAUAAACAUAAGU